Messenger RNA from Desarmillaria tabescens, 11871 nucleotides. Its product is annotated as fatty acid synthase. The record is from RefSeq and is a predicted model, not a curated record. Bases 1 to 11775 code for a protein of 3924 amino acids. Gene Ontology annotation, cellular component: fatty acid synthase complex. Lineage: Eukaryota; Fungi; Basidiomycota; Agaricomycetes; Agaricales; Physalacriaceae. Gene Ontology annotation, biological process: long-chain fatty acid biosynthetic process. The transcript is spliced from 22 exons. Gene Ontology annotation, molecular function: fatty acid synthase activity; magnesium ion binding; enoyl-[acyl-carrier-protein] reductase (NADH) activity.
AUGACGAAGACAGCAAACGACUGUACUGCGUCUAUCACCACCCGUCCUAUCAUUAUAUCCCUAGGACAGAUUAGAGUCUCCAUUCCAGUCAGCACUUGUCACGAUGAGUGGAUCUGCGCAGAGGUCCUUAGAGAUGAAUUCGCCCACGAGCAAUCCCUUGUAGACGCUGUCGACACGACAGCCCAGGUCGAAAAUUUGGCGGAGGCAACCGUCGAGCUUACCGCCCGCUUCUUAGGAUAUAUUGCCGAGCAUCUCGACCAAGAUACCGAAGCACGCACCCUUUUGCUGCUCAAUGUUUUCAAAUUCUUCACACACACGCACCUCGCAGUCCACGACAUCCAUUCUCUCGCGUCUGCAUACGAUACUGAGGUUCGCAAAGUCGUCCUCACCUCUUACUACAAAGCACUUGCUGCUCUUCGCACUCGUGACGUUGCCGACAUUCCUGCAGGACCUCCGUCUGCACUCCUGAAGGCUGCCGCUGACGGCAAAGCUUCCCUCUACGCUUUGUUUGGCGGUCAAGGUACAAACGAGGUUUACUUCGACGAGCUUCAAGCUCUCUUCGACAUCUACCGGCCCUUUGUCGAGCCGUUCAUCCAAACUGUUUCGCAGACCGUUCUCCAACCUCUUGCUCUUUCCCAAGCGUCUACCGCGCUUUACGCCUAUGGGCUCGACGUCGCGUCGUGGCUUUCCGACUCUUCAUCCCGUCCAUCGACCGGCUAUCUCGCGUCGAUUCCCAUCUCUUUCCCCCUUAUUGGGUUGACCCAACUCGUUCAAUACCUUGUUGCAUGCAACGUGGUCGGUCUGACGCCGGGCGAGUAUCUCAAGCACAUUUCUGGCGCGACUGGCCAUUCCCAGGGUAUCGUUUCUGGUGUUGUCGUUGCCGCUUCCACCACUCUCGAGUCCUUCCUCGAGAACUCUAAGAAAGCCCUCAAAUGGCUCUUCUUCUCCGGUCUCCGGGGACAUCAGGCCUUCCCUGUUGUUUCUGUCGAGCCCAAAAUCGUAAACGAUUCAAUCGAAGGCGGGGAAGGAACUCCUAGUCCCAUGUUGUCUGUCACCGGUCUUUCAUUGAAGGACCUCGAGCCCCACAUCAAGAAAACCAACUCCUAUCUUGCCGAUAACUCCAAGCUCUUCGUUUCUUUGCACAAUGGACCUCGUGCGUUCGUUGUCACCGGCCCUGCCCGAUCCCUAUAUGGUCUCGUCACCAAUCUCAGAAAGAUACGCGCACCUUCCGGAGCAGACCAGAGCAAAGUUCCCUUCUCCAAGCGCAAGCCUGCCUUCAACAUCAGAUUCUUGGCCGUUGGCGUCCCUUAUCACAGUGACUAUUUGAAGGGGGCAACAGAGAAGGUUCUUGUCGAGGACUUGGCUGGAGAGGACUUGUGGACUGUAGAGGAUCUCAAGGUCCCCGUCUAUAACACGGAGGAUGGAUCUGAUCUCCGCAACCUGAAGACCUCUUUGACACGGUCUCUCUGUGACCAGAUUUUCACAGCGCCUAUUCACUGGACGAAGGCAGUUGAUUUCCCUGAGACUGCAACACACGCCAUCGAUUUUGGCCCCGGUGGUAUCAGCGGGAUUGGUCCUCUUACUGCACGCGAUCUUGAUGGACGUGGCGUUCGUGUUGUUGUUGUCGGUGACCGCGCCAAAGGUGAUGCAGAGCUUUACAACUCUGUUGAAGUCAGGUACGAGGACUGGUGGGCUAAGGACUGGGCUCCUGCAUUGGUGAAAUCAAGCGACGGUGUUGUGCAUCUUGAUACGCCGUUCUCUCGUCUUCUCGGCAAGCCUCCCAUCAUGGUUGCUGGCAUGACGCCAACGACCGUGAAGGCCGGUUUCGUCAGCGCUGUUCUCGAUGCCGGAUAUCACAUCGAAUUGGCUGGUGGAGGCCACUAUAACGCUGCCGUUCUCCGUGCCAAAGUUGCCGAGAUUCGUACGAAGAUUCCUGACGGUGUCGGCUUGACUUUGAACGCGUUGUAUAUCAAUCCUGCACAGUUCACCUUCCAAUUCCCUCUCUGGCAGGAGAUGAGAAAGGAGGGCCUUCCUAUCGAAGGAUUCUGUGUCGCAGCUGGUAUCCCCACCACCGAGAAGGCCGUUGAGAUCAUCGAUAGUCUGAGGAACGCCGGUAUCAAGCACGUUUCCUUCAAACCAGGCUCCGUCGAUGGCAUCCGGCAGGUUGUCAACAUCGCCGCAGCCAAUCCUGACUUCCCUAUCAUCCUCCAGUGGACUGGAGGUCGUGCAGGAGGUCAUCAUUCCUACGAGGACUUCCACCAGCCCAUUCUUGCGACUUAUCGCGCCAUUCGUCAACACCACAACAUCAGCCUCGUCGCCGGCUCUGGCUUUGGAGCGGCUGAUGAUGUAUGGCCCUACUUAACUGGUCAAUGGUCUGCAGAGCGCUUUGGUAUGCAGCCAAUGCCCUUCGAUGGAUGUUUGUUUGCUAGUCGUGUCAUGGUGGCCAAAGAGGCUCACACGAGUCCUUCGGUCAAGGAUCUCAUUGUCGCUGCGCCUGGUGUCGACGAUGACGCGUGGGAAGGCACGUACGACAAGCCCACUGGUGGUAUCCUCACUGUCCGUUCAGAGUUGGGCGAGCCUAUUCAUAAAGUAGCCACGAGGGCCGUCAAGUUAUGGAGAGAGUUCGAUGAUACAGUAUUUGGCUUGCCAAAGGAUAAGCGUGCAGCUUGGCUGCUUGAGCGGCAUGACGAGGUCAUUGCUAAGUUGAACAGGGACUUCAACAAGCCUUGGUUUGGAUGGAAGAAGGACGGAUCGGUUGCUCGUGCGCUUAGUGAUAUGACCUACGAGGAAGUGUCGCUGCGUAUGGUUCGCCUUAUGUUCGUCUCUCAUCAGUCGCGUUGGGUCGAUCCUUCCUUGAGGAACCUUACCGGUGACUGGUUGCGGCGCGUCGAGGAGCGUUUCGCCGGAGUUAAUGGCGAAUCGAACAAGCCAUCAGUGUUGCAAUCAUACUCGUCUUUGGAUGAUCCUUUGCCUUUCAUCCAGUCGUUCUUCCAGACUUACGUUGGUGGUACGACACAGUUGUUAGCGGCAGAGGAUUCGGCAUUCUUCCUCGCCAUCUCCCAGAGGCCUGGACAGAAGCCCGUUCCUUUCAUUCCUGUUCUUGAUGCUUCCUUCGAAUUCUGGUUCAAGAAGGAUUCUUUGUGGGCCGCCGAAGAUAUCGAGGCUGUUUUCGAUCAAGAUCCUCAGCGUGUGUGCAUCUUGCAGGGUCCCAUGGCUGUCAAGCACUCCAAAGUCAAGGAUGAACCCAUCAAAGACAUGCUCGGCAAUAUCAACGCGUCUCUGAUUCAACGCGUUCUUGAUUCUCGAUAUGGUGGCGACCUAAGCAAAGUCCCUGUCGUCGAUUAUCUUGCGCCUCGUCCCUCAGCAACCGUUGCCUGCCCCAAGGUCAAGAUCUCGGAUGCACCUGGAUGCCGUAUCUACGAAUUCGGUUCUAGUUUGCCCUCUGCCUCAGUGUGGUUUGAGACUCUUGCUGGUCCUCAGCUUAGCUGGUUGAGAGCACUUGUGAUGUCUCCCAUCAUCGUUCAAGGAUCUGAGUACAUUGACAAUCCCAUGCGCCGUCUUCUCAUUCCUCGAGCGAACCAGAAGGUCGUCGUCUCUUCAUCAUCCGUUUCCAUCUAUGGGGCUGCUCGUUCCUUCGGUGAGCACAAAUCAGAGUUCAAGGCCGUAGAGAUCCAGUUCGACGAUGCUUCCAAACUCAUCGAUAUCAAGUUAUUCGAGGAUCGCCAGAAUUCCUCGGUCCCUCUCUCUUUACAGUUCCGGUACAUCCCGUCAAUGGGCUUUGCGCCUAUUCAUGAAAUUGCGAAGGGAAGGAACACUCGCAUCAAGGAGUUCUACUGGAAGCUGUGGUUUGGUGAUGAUAACUCAUUGCCAGAGCUUGACGUAGGCGAUGUUUUCACUGGGCCGGAGGUGAUCAUUGAGGCUGCGGCUGUUGAGCAAUUCUGUGCCGUCGUCGGCAAUCAAGCUGAGUCCUUCAAGACUGCUCGCAAGGACACCAUUACGGCGCCCAUGGACUUCGCCAUUGUCACGGGGUGGCAGGCCAUCAUGAAGUCGAUUUUCCCGGCUUCGAUCGACGGCGAUCUUUUGAAGCUCGUGCACCUGUCAAACGGUUUCCGCAUGGUCCAUGGAGCCCGACCUCUCACAGUGGGCGACGUUUGUCAGGCAACUGCUCAGAUUGUCUCCGUCACCAAUGCUCCUGAGGGCAAGACAGUCAAGGUUAAGGGUACUGUUCAGCGAGACGGUACACCCGUCGUCGAAGUCGUCUCUGCUUUCCUUUACCGUGGCCGCUUCUCUGACUAUGAGAACACUUUCGAUACCUCUGAAGAGCCGGAUUAUGUCGUCGAGAUUACUUCCGAUGCCGAAGUUGGUGUUCUCCAGUCGAAGGAGUGGUUCGAGUGGGACGACGAGACUCGGCCCCUCCAGCCCGGAACGUCGCUCAUUUUCCGCCUUCAGUCUCACGUCUCGUUCAAGGACAGGACGAUGUUCCGUGAACUCACUGUUUCUGGAGAUAUCUUCAUUCGCAACCACCUCAAGCAGAUGAUCAAAGUCGGGUCUAUCGAUUUCCAACAAGAAAAUUGUCACGGAAAUCCCGUCCUCGCCUACGUGCAACGUCAUGGCAAAGCCGACGAACUUAUAUAUACCCUCCCCAAUGAUGGUUACACUAUGACUGAGGGCGAUACAACUUUCAACGCACCUCUGACCAAUGAGCCUUACUCUAUGGUUUCCGGAGAUUUCAACCCAAUUCACGUUAAUCCUUAUUUCUCUUGUUAUGCGUCGUUGCCCGCCACGAUCACCCAUGGCCUGUGGAGUAGUGCGGCUACCCGCCGUUAUGUGGAAAGUGUCGCGGCUCAGGGUCAUCCUGAGCGUGUCCAUUCGUACAAUGUGUCCUUCGUUGGUAUGGUGUUGCCUGGUGAUGAGCUUAGCGUUAAGCUUCGCCAUAUCGGCAUGCGUGACGGCAACAUGGUCGUGAAAGUGGAGACUUUCAACUCCCAGGGCGAGAAGGUUCUCGAUGGUACAGCUGAAGUGUCCCAGCCCCGCACUGUUUAUGUCUUCACUGGCCAAGGAUCCCAAGAACCGGGCAUGGGGAUGGACUUGUACAACACCUCCGCCGCUGCAAGGGCUGUCUGGGAUGCUGCCGAUGCCCAUCUCAGCGCUGUUUAUGGAUUUUCUAUCAUCGAGAUCGUCAAGGAGAACCCCAUGCAAAAAACCAUUCACUUCGGUGGUAUCAAAGGCCAGGCUAUCCGACAGCGAUACAUGGACAUGACGUACGAUACCAUAGGUAAAGAUGGGACCAUCAAGACACUCCCCCUUUUUGCAGAUAUCGACGUCCGUACCCCGAAGUACACCUUCAACCAUCCAACCGGUCUGCUCUAUGCUACUCAAUUCGCCCAGAUUGCGCUUGUUGUGACGGAGAAGGCUGCGUUCGAGGACUUGCGUGGGAAAGGGUAUAUUCAGCGCGACUGUCCUUUCGCCGGCCAUUCUUUGGGUGAAUAUGCCGCUCUUGCUGCUAUCGCUGACAUAUUCCCUGUGUCAUCUUUGGUGGAUGUCGUUUUCUAUCGUGGAAUCACCAUGCAGCGUGCUGUGGAACGUGACGCCAUGAACCGGUCGAACUACGCCAUGUGUGCUGUCAACCCUAGUCGCAUCUCCAAGACCUUCAAUGACACCGCCUUGCGCGAAGUUGUUGAUAGCAUUUCUAAGAUUACCGGAUUGCUCUUGCAGAUCGUCAACUACAAUGUCGAGGGACAACAAUAUGUCUGUGCGGGAGAGUUGGUCACAUUGCAAACAAUGACCAAUGUUCUCAACUAUCUCAAGAUAAAAAAGAUCGAUGUGCAGCAGUUGGCAGAGAAAUUCUCUGAGGACCAAGUUAAGGAAAUGCUCGGCGAAAUCAUUAAAUCCUCCUACGAAAAGGCACUUGAGCAGCAAAAGACCCAGGGCUACAUCACUCUCGAGCGAGGCUUUGCCACCAUUCCGCUCCCAGGCAUCGACGUUCCCUUCCAUUCGCGUUAUCUUUGGGCUGGCGUGAUGCCUUUCCGAGCCUACUUGUCGAGGAAGAUUAAUCCCCUGCAUGUUAAUCCUGAUUGGCUAGUUGGACGUUACAUUCCCAAUCUGAUUGCAAAACCGUUUGAACUUUCGAAGGACUAUGCGCAAAUCAUUUACGACCAGACCACUUCUCCUGUUCUUGAAAAGGUUCUGAAGAACUGGGACCAGGAGAAUUGGGGAGGCGUGGAGCAGCGGUCGAAAUUGGCGUACGUCCUCAUGGUCGAAUUGUUGGCCUACCAAUUCGCGUCCCCUGUCCGUUGGAUCGAAAUCCAGGAUCGUCUUUUCGUCGACUAUUCGUUCGAACGUUUCAUUGAGCUCGGUCCCUCCCCUACCCUCACUGGCAUGGCCACCCGUACCUUCAAAGCGAAGUAUGAAGCAUCCGACGACGCUGUCUCCCACACGCGUUCUAUCUUCUGUAUAUCCAAGAACCAGAAAGAUAUAUACUACAGCUUCGAGGAUGAAGUUGAAGAGGAAACGGUGACUGAAUCGGUACCGGUCGCUUCAUCUGCCCCUGUCGCGCCUGCUUCCGUGGCUGCUCCCGCUCCUGCUCCCGUUGCCGCUCCCAGUGGACCUGCUGCUGCUGUCGAAGAUGCUCCUAUCAAGGCUCUUGAUAUCCUCCAUGUCAUUGUUGCCCAGAAACUCAAGAAGGCAGUGAGCGAGGUUCCCCUUUCAAAAUCUAUCAAGGAUCUCGUCGGUGGCAAGUCGACUCUUCAGAAUGAAAUAUUGGGUGAUCUGCAGCUAGAAUUUUCGUCGGCGCCGGAAAAGGGAGAAGAACUUCCUUUGGAGGAGCUUGGCUCUGCACUUUCCUCCGGCUUCGGAGGAGCGUUGGGCAAAUACACUUCUGGUUUGGUGUCUCGGAUGAUUGGUGGCAAGAUGCCUGGUGGAUUUAAUUCUUCCGCUGUGAAGGCACAUCUUUCGAAGUCAUGGGGUCUGGGUCCGUCUCGUUCAGAUGGCGUUUUAUUGUUGGCAACUACGAUGGAACCGCCGAAGCGGCUGGCUUCAGAGCCUGAGGCGAAGGUCUGGUUGGAUGGUGUGGUCGCUGUGUAUGCUCAGAAAUCAGGCAUCAGUCUGUCCGCUCCAAGUGCUGGAGGUGGAGGGGGUGGCGGAGGUGGUGGUGGCCCCACCAUCAACAGCGAAGAGUUCCUCAAAUUCCAGGCGGAUCAGGAGCAGUUUGCUGCGCAACAUAUCGAGCUGUAUAUGCGGUAUCUCAAGCGCGACUCUCGUGCCGGUGAGAUUGCAUUCGACAAAGAGAAGGCUCAUUCGGAGGAACUCCAAGCGAAGUUAGACAGUAUCGCCAAGGAGCAUGGAGACACCUAUAUUGACGGAAUUCAGCCUGCCUUCGACCCAAUCAAGGCCCGUCACUUCGACUCCUCCUGGAACUGGGCGCGCCAAGAUGCUCUUCUCAUGUAUUAUGACAUCAUCUUUGGCCGACUCACCACCGUCGAUCGCGAGAUCACUGCUAGCUGCAUUGCUAUACUGAACCGUGCUGACCCCGACUUGCUCGCGUUCCUGCAGUACAACAUCAAUCGAUGCGAUCCAAGCAAGGGCGAAACCUACAAGUUGGCUAAAGAAUUUGGCCAGCAGCUUAUCGAGAAUGUUCGUGAAUUCUUGUCCCAGCCACCGGUCUAUAAGGAUGUUACCUUCCCCACCGCCCCUCACACCGAAGUCAACUCGAAGGGUGACAUCGUUUACUCCGAAGUAGUUAGGGAGAACGUCCGCAAACUCGAAGCUUACGUCGAGGAGAUGGCGAGCGGCGAUACCGUCUCUGGCGCUGUUAACAUCCAAAAGGUUCAAGAUGACGUGUUGAAGCUUUGGACCAUCGUGAAAUCCCAACCGGAGAUUAGCGAGGAACAAAAGAAUCACAUCAAGGCCCUCUACGAGGGUGUAGUGCGCUCUCUCCGUAAGGGACCUGAUCCCCGUCCUUCCCGUGUCCGAAAUCGCCGUGCUUCCUCUCAGUUCACUCGCCCUCAAGUUUCUGGAAUCUCGUCUGUUUCCGCCGAUAAAGUGCCUUUACUUCACCUCAAGCGCAAAGUAGGUACGACCUGGGAGUACAGUAGCAACCUCACGAGCGUUUAUCUCGACAUCUUGCAUGAGAUCGCCACUGCCGGAACGACUUUCAAGGACAAAAACGCUCUGCUCACUGGUGUCGGCAAAGGUUCCAUCGGCGUGGAGGUAGUCAAAGGUCUUCUAGCAGGUGGUGCACAUGUUGUCAUCACGACAUCCCGGUACAACCGUGCCACCGUUGAGUACUACCAGUCAAUCUUCCACUCGUGUGGUAGCCGUGGAUCUGCCCUCACUGUCGUGCCAUUCAACCAGGGCUCAAAACAAGAUGUGGAGGCUCUCGUCGACUACAUCUAUGCUAAUCUCGGCCUCGACCUUGAUUUCAUUUUGCCUUUCGCAGGUAUCCCGGAGAACGGCAGAGAAAUCGACGGCAUUGAUGACAAGUCAGAACUGGCUCAUCGCAUCAUGUUAACGAAUCUCCUUCGUAUCAUGGGCGCUGUCAAGAACAAGAAAGCCAGCCGUCGCUUCGUCACUCGUCCCACCCAAGUUAUCCUCCCUCUGUCGCCCAACCACGGGCUCUUCGGUAACGACGGUCUGUACUCUGAGUCCAAGAUUUCUUUGGAGACCCUGUUCCAACGUUGGGCGUCGGAAAGCUGGGGGGAAUAUUUGUGCCUUGCAGGUGCUGUCAUAGGAUGGACUCGGGGUACUGGUCUCAUGGGACCAACAAACAUCGUUGCCCAUGAAUUAGAGUCAUACGGCGUCCGCACAUUUUCAGCGAAAGAGAUGGCGUUCAACAUUCUUGGCCUUAUGCACCCUCUGUUGUUCAGCAUCACUCAGGUCGAGCCCAUCUGGGCUGAUUUGAACGGUGGGAUGGACCGUCUUCCCGAUCUUGCAGAAAUCACUGGACGUAUUCGCGCCAACCUCAAUAAGAAGAGUGACCUGCGUCGGGCGAUUGCUCGUGACAAUGCCGCUGAUUACAAGGUCAUCAACGGCGCAGAAGCCGAGCGUCUCAUUCAAACUGUCGAUGUCCUUCCUCGAGCGAACUUCAGUUUCGACUUCCCGGCUCUCGAGUCAGUGGAGAGUCUUGGCGAUGUUUCUAAACUUCGAGGCAUGAUUGAUCUCGACAAGGUCAUUGUCAUUACAGGUUCGGCUGAAGUUGGUCCCUGGGGUAGUGCCCGAACUCGCUGGGAAAUGGAAGCAAGGGGCGAAUUUACGAUUGAAGGUGCCAUCGAGAUGGCGUGGAUGAUGGGCUACAUUAAGCAUUUCGAUGGUCGCUUGAAGGAUGGAUCCCUCUAUGUUGGCUGGGUUGACAGCAAAUCCGGCGACCCAGUCGAUGACAAAGACAUCAAAGCUCGUUACGAGAAGGAUGUCCUCGCUCAUGGUGGUGUUCGUCUCAUUGAACCCGAACUUUUCCGCGGCUACGAUCCGAAGAAGAAGGUCUUCAACCAAGAAGUCGAGCUUAUUCAUGACCUUGAGGCUCUCGAAGUGACGGAGGCGGAAGCCAUGAAGUUCAAGUUGCAGCAUGGUGAUAAGUGCGAUAUCUGGGCCGGUGAAUCAGGACAAUGGUUCUUCAAGCUCAAGAAGGGCGCCUGUGUCUUCGUUCCCAAGGCUUUCACCUUCAGCCGAACCGUUGCUGGUCAGGUUCCGACCGGUUGGUAUGCUGGCCGUUUCGGCAUCCCAGAAGAUAUCAUUGCUCAGGUAGACCGCACUACGCUUUGGGCGUUGGUCUGUGCUGCCGAAGCAUUUAAUAUGUCCGGUAUCAUCGAUCCAUACGAGCUCUACAAGCACAUGCAUCCUUCGGAUGUCGGCACUUGCUUCGGUGCAGGAUUGGGUGGUCAAGAUUCCAUGUGCAAGAUGUUCAAGGAUCGUCGCGACGAGAAGGAAGUCCAGAAUGAUAUUCUUCAGGAAACAUUCAUCAACACCGCCGCGGGUUGGAUCAACUUGCUCCUUGUAUCGUCCAGCGGUCCGGUUAAGAUUCCUGUUGGUGCUUGUGCCACUGCUCUCCAGUCCAUGGAAAUUGCUCGGGAUACCAUCUUGUCUGGAAAGGCCAAGAUCAUGAUUGCUGGUGGUUACGAUGAUGUCAGUGAAGAAGGGUCAUACGAAUUUGCGAACAUGAAGGCGACAAGUAAUGCCGAUACUGAAUUUGCCAUGGGUCGUGAGCCGACGGAGAUGUCUCGCCCAGCUACAAGCACUCGUUCUGGUUUCAUGGAAGCUCAAGGUACCGGUCUCCAUAUUGUCAUGAGCGCCAAGACCGCUCUUGAAUUGGGUUGUCCCAUCCGCGGAAUUGUUGCCUUUACCUCGACUUCGACCGAUAAGGCCGGACGAUCUGUUCCUGCUCCGGGGCGUGGUGUUCUCACUAUAGCAAAGGAAGUACCAUCAAAGCAUCCUCUACCUCUGCUCGAUAUCAACUAUCGCCGUCGUCAACUUACGUUCCGCCGCUCGCAAAUCUCCCAAUGGCUUGCCAAUGAACAAGAGCAGCUGCGAGAAGAGGUCGAGUCGUCCAAGGCCCAGGGACAGCCUCUCGAUGAAGAAUACAUUGCGACGCGGGUAUCAAACAUGGAGAAAGAAGCUUCUCGACAAGAAUCCGAUGCACUUGGCAUGUAUGGUAUGCUAGAAGGCAAUGAUCCAAGCAUUGCACCCCUUCGUCGUGCUUUGGCUGUUUGGGGCUUGACUGCCAAUGAUGUUGGUGUUCUGUCUAUCCAUGGUACCAGCACGAAGGCGAACGAAGAGAAUGAGACUCAUAUUUGGAACACGGUAUUCCAGAACCUUGGUCGUACUGAGGGCAAUGCCGUUCCCAUCAUGGCACAAAAGAGUCUUCUUGGGCAUGCGAAAGGCGGUGCCGCCGCUUGGCAGAUGUCCGGUGUUCUUGACACAAUCAACACUGGCAUAGUCCCGGGUAACAGGAAUAGCGACAAUAUUGAUUCCCAUUUCAUGCACCGUACCUUCCUCAUGUUCCCGUCGAAGUCGAUUCAAACCGACGGAGUGCGCGCAGGGGUCAUGUCUUCAUUCGGUUUCGGUCAAGUUGGUGGAACAGCUCUUGUCAUUCAUCCUCGCUACCUCUUCGGAGCUCUUGAUCCUGCAUACUACGCAGCUUACAGAAAGCGCAACAGCGUCAGACAACUCGAGACUUACAAAGUCAUGAGUGAGAUGAUGAUCAAAAAUAAUCUCGUCAAGAUCAAGGAGAAGCCACCUUACACUCCUGAGCUCGAAGACAAAGUUCUCACCAAUUCUUUGGCUCGAUCGUCAGCCGAUCCCCAGACUGGCUCGUACUCGUUCUCUGCGAAGCAGCCCACCCAGGCUCCUAUCGACGACUCCAACCUCAAGGCGGUCACUCAGCUUUUGGAAUCAAAACCCGCUCAGGGUGACUUUGCUGGUAUCGGUGUUGAUCAAGAACUCAUCUCAUCCGUACCCUCGCACAACCCCACCUUCGUCUCCCGCAACUUCACCGACGCUGAGAUAGCAUAUUGCAAUGCUCAGCCGUCUCCGUCAUCUUCCUUUGCUGCACGCUGGGUAGGCAAGGAGGCCGUGUUCAAGUCAUUGGGCGUGCCGUCGAAAGGUGCUGCUGCGGCAAUGAAGGACAUCGAGAUCGUCAACGACAAGGCCACGGGUGCACCGGUUGUCUCCCUGUAUGGUGAUGCCAAGGCCCAGGCUGCCGCGAAAGGCGUCAAAAAUAUUUUGAUCUCUUUGAGCCAUUCAGAGACUGUUGCCAUUGCUUUCGCUCAGGCUUUAAGGUCAUAAUCCAGGGAUUUCGUAGAAUUUAUUAUUGUCAUGCAUCGCUUAUCGGUUUCUCUCUGUCUGUACUGCACAUAUAAUCAGUUUCUUCACGCUUACAAU